Molecule: messenger RNA, 15871 nt
Organism: Pocillopora meandrina
Lineage: Eukaryota; Metazoa; Cnidaria; Anthozoa; Scleractinia; Pocilloporidae
Source: the annotation of a GenBank genome assembly
AUGAGGUUAUUCGCAAUUUUUGCAGCUCUGUUGUCUCUCCAGCUGUGUCUUAUCUUGGCCAAAGGUCAGUACGUUGCUUAAACGGAAGCUUCACAUUUUUGCUUGAACGAUUAUGCUUGAAGGCACAGACUGUUCAGGCUUCACCCAACGGUAUCGAAAGCAGAUGACUUGUUCUGGUUCAAAGAAAAUUUAAGUGUAUUCCUUCUUUAAAAUUACCCGUAUGUUUGUUUAAAUCCAUUUUAGCUGGUAAUGUAUUGGAAGUACCAACUGAACUUGCCAACUGUGAUGGACCUAAAUUUCUCGCCUGUUUGUCUUUCUAUGCUUCACUGGAUGCAUCAACUUGACAUAGAAGCGUUUAGUAACGCUUUGAAAAGGGUUUCAUUCCAUGAUUGCCCUAUGUUGUAUCCCUGCUUAAGAUCAUUAUCACGAAGGGCGCUUUCGUAACUAUGUUUUUUCGUUAGGAAUGAAUCUGUUACUUUUCGUAAAAAACAUGUAUCAUAUUUCCACCUGUAGCAGACCUCCGGCUUCCUAAAUGUGUCAAGAUAGUUUCUAUUAACACCCCUCUUGACGAUCCAACAAGAGCGGCGGAGAAUUAUGGUGUGCGAGCUGACAAAAGGAGAGCAAUGCUGACUGACAAACCAGGAAUCUUUCGGAUUCGUGAGGGGCUCACAGAUGAGAAGGGAACAGUAUCUUUGGAGGCACUGUUUCACCCCAGGUUUUACCUGCGCCACAAAAACUACCACUUCCAUUUGGAGAAGGAGGUCAACAAUUCAGUGUUCUGUAAGUGCAAAUUGCGUUGUUGAACUGUUCAUUCGGUAUAUUUGUAAAUGGUAAGGCAAAACAACUGAAAUAAUUUUUACGACUGACAUGUUAGCCUGUUUAAUGCAUUUGUUAUCAUUCGCGGCCAACAUAACCCACCUGGAAUGCCGACGAAGCUUUUAAAUUGCAAGCACGCUAGUAAACAUGUAAUGAUGAAAGAUGUUAAGCGUCUCGUCACAAAUGUACGACAAAGAACAAAUGUGGCACAAAUAUUUUCAUUGGGGCUCGAUUCCUAAAGAGGAAGUGCUAGAUUAUUUUCUUUGACGAGGCAAAUACCAGGUUUUUUUACUUCAUGUCCGUGCUCAGAAGUUACCAACUUAUCGAUUUACCCAUAAAGACAUUUAGUUACGAAUCCACGCAUUUACAGUCUUCUCCUUAGAAAAAAAUGACGGCUACAUCGUCACUUGUUCUGAGGUUGGCGAUAGAUCAGAGAUCAGCUUACCCUAACAACAGUAUGACUUGUGAUUAACAUAACCUUAAUGAGGUGUUUAUGAAAACUUCAUGAUCGCAGCUGUUUUUUUCGUUUUCUAGAAUAAUGAUUAGGUCGAAACAAAAUUAUUUUUCACAUCCUUCUGUCGACCAAGUCAAACGAGUCAUAUUCAACUUGUCAUCGUAAUACUGUAACUGGGUUCUUUUACAGAUUCUGCAUUACGUCUUUGGCCGACGUGGGAAUCAAUAAAUAUUAUUACAUCCAUUUUGAGAUCACUGGUGAUCCUUAUAAACUGAUUGGCUCUCAUUAGUGCGAUUUAUUCAUGAAAGGCAUCAUUUUUUGCUCUAAAUCGCUUCUUUUUCCUGGCAAACGAGGAAGCUUUUAAAGAGAUCAAUCAAAUUGCAGGUAAAAAGAAAACAGGUUUUGCAACUUUCUACAAAUUAGCUCAAUUGAAUCAACAAAACAUUGUUUUGCGAUUUCAAAAUGGAAGUAAUAAAGUAGAGAUUGAACUUCGUGUGUUACAAUUUGCGAUUUCAAAUGAAACCUUGCCACGCACUGGUUUGAUUUUGAAAUCCAAAUGAUUUUAGACAAAAUUUCACUACACCCAGUUCAAUUACCAUUAUAUAGCAGGAGAAAGUUAUAGUUAGCAGGCGGCCAGAAGUUGCCCAAAUAAUCCAUUCCUUGUACAACGGUGUUGUAACGAAACUACUGAUAUAUUUUCACAGAUAAGGAUGCAACUUUCUUCAUUUUGAAAGUCACAGAACACCCAACCCUUUAUGCGUUUGAACUAUACAGUCAUCCCACGUGGUUCAUGCGACAUUUGAAACACAAGCCUUACACAAUGGUUCUCAGGAAAGUUAAUGAGUCGAGUAAAGACGUGUUGGACUCCACUUUCUUUCUUGCCCCUCAUCGUUGUUUUCCAAAGCAGGGAAAUGGUAAUCAUCAGUCUGUUUUCCUUUUUAGAUAAUUCUUAUCUUUGAAAUGAUCGUCAACAACAUUAUCCACAGGCCAUUACGCAGAGGAUGAGGUAUUCAUUAAGUACAAAAACUAGAGAUUUUAUGUGUGCUUCACAAAGCGGACACUGUAAUUUAAUUCAUGGACAGAGUUAAUGUUUCAUCACAGUCGAUAAACAAAUAUCAGGAAUCUUUUCAGCUGUCUUUAAGUCUCCUCGGUCAAAAGUAUGUACAUAUUAUUCAUUUUCGCCAUAUACUUAGCAACGGGCUAUAGAAACUGCAAAAGAGAAUAUAUUACUUGCAAAAUAGAGAUGCGUUGGAAAAUAUUUAGAGUCGUAAAUGAUUCAAACUGUAAUUUGACAUAGAUAGAAUAUUUACCUCAUCGGAGUUUCAUAAUAAUUUUUUUUUUAAGAUGACCUUCGAUCAACGGAUAAAUUGUCUUAAGCUUUUUUUUCUUUUAGAAUACAUGUCCCAUCAUAUAGUUUCAAUUAUUCCUUUUCCUCUUCUCGUGACUAUAAAAUGAAUUAUUGUUAGAUAGUUGAUAAAGGUCAUCUUUAUGAAUUCUAGAUAGCAAUGCUGAAAAAAAGACGGUUUUAGUUGGAGACGGGACAUUCAUAGGUGAGUUUUCUUGAUCAGUUGUUAUUCGCGGUUUGCUUUAUUUAGGCUGAUUUCUUUGAAAUCUUUCUUAGCAAAAGAUUUUGGCACACCAAACUUUGGAAUACCUAUUUCUACCUGAAAUCUAUUCAUUUCUCCCUUUCUUUCCGACUGUUGUUAGACACUGCGGAUGAAGAUGCUGAUAUUGCGACUGCCAAAGCCAACGAUUUAAACGCUGGUAAGAAUUGAACGUUCCAUUGUGAGAAAUUCUUCCUUUUUUACAAGGGAAUUUUUUUGUUAACUUUAUAUUUGUCGUCCUUCAUGUUGCCACGUGCAGAGGAUUUUGAGAAGGCGUAUUUAUCAAAGGAAAAAGGUAAGGAAAGCCAUAACAGUUGUUUUACGUGUUAAUCUUUCACAAGAAUUGAGACCACUCGCUUUUUCCUGUCUGCGAAACUUUCAUCAAAUUAAUGCGAGUCGUAGUCAUUGCAAACAAAGAGUCGUGGUCUUGAGCUACCUUCGAGCAUCCGCCAUCUCUCCAUGUGAUGUUACGUUAAUCUGCGAGAAAUAAUCAUAAAAAAAAACCUCCGAUAGAACUUAAACAUGGCAAUGAUAGCUCUGAUUGGCUGAGAUGAUAUCAAACAAAUCCUUUCUUGCUUUCUUUUCGAGCUCGGCCGAAUAAUUUAAGGAUGUGAAAGCAUCAAUUUUUUACAUGUAACAGAGUAGUGAGUCGUUCAUACAUCAUCAGAGCAGGUAAAUAUCGGUAAAAAUAAACUCAGCUUGGAGUAAUGAGGAUUGUUUUCCUCGAUCCAGUAAAAAAAAAAAAAAUUAACAGGUCAUUGUCAUUGGCUUUAGAUAGUCAAUUUUUAUUUGCUUCAGACUGAAUCAGAUGACUGGCCAAAAAAAAAUCGUUUACUCGUUUUGAAAUUCAAUUAUAAAUAACUGAGUGGUUUCGUAAAGUAGCUGUCCCAUAAUAUACGGUGAUUGUAUACUAUGUCACUUUUGCCAUGUUUAUCGAAAAAUAAAUAUUCAUGUUUCUCAAUCUGAUCAUUUUUCCUUAAGAUGAAAAAGACGACUCGAUUGUAAUACACACUGAAGGUAACUGUUAAAAGAACUUUAGAUGUUUUUGGCACUUUGAUACUUGCAAGGAGUUUUACAGUGUUUAAAUACCGUUAUUAUGUAAUUCACAGAUGAUAAGACGGAUGAUGGGGAUGAUAAAAAGCCUAUUAAAAUACACACAGAAGGUAGAUAAAUUAUACCCAUUCAUUCUUUAAUGGGCUUUUUAUUGGAUCUUGAUUAUGCCUAUUGUUAUAGUUCAGAUUUCGAGCUUUUCAUGAAAUACUAUCCAUGAUGAAUUAAAAUUCAUAUUAGAGCUCUUGUCUAACUGCUUCGUCUCCAAAUGUCUGGUGGGUAUAUAAUCUUCCGGCUUUGACAAAUGAGUUACUUUCACGUUUUCUCAUAGCAGAUUCCUCCGAAGAAAGCCAGGAAGAAAUUCUAAAGGAAAUCGAGGACGGUACGUUAAUUUCUCUCAAAAUAAUGAUAAAUAAACACUCACUCAAGAGAGCUCCUCCUUAACAGCUUCGCUCUAAAAUUCGUCAAGGCAACCAUUACAACUCUAGGAUUUAUUUGACGGAGCACAAAGCCCUAGGUCUUUUUCCCUCCUCGAUGUACCCAUGAUGCCGCUGUAAAUUUUGCAACUUCAGUCGUUUUUAAAUUUGUACAAAAUUUGAGACUUAGCUCUGGAGCAGAGCAGCCAACUUACCGAUAAAGACCGCCGAAACGCAGUCUAUAGACCCAAUACGAUACACAUUUCCAUAAAUACUUCUCAAUUUAUUCUCAGCUUUUAGAACUGCCCAGAAUACAAACAAUUCUACGUACCUCGAGAAAAUAGAGAAAGACAUCGAGGAAAAAGUGAACACCAUCGCGGAGAAAGCUUCAGAUUAUUUAAAUAAGCCGUCAAUUCACACUAGAAAGAAAAAUAAUGGCAAAACAAGUGCUGUUCACGAUAUUGAGAUUCAUACCGAGUCAGAUAAACCGGACAACACGAAAAAUAUUGACCCUGAAAGCGAUGUUGAUCAACCAAGCCAUGAACAGGACUCAAUACACAACUCUUCAGAGGACAAUAAAACGGAAAGAACACAAAGGGUAGAAGUCCUGGGUCCUGUGAUUGAUCUUACGAAGCCUAUGGAUCAGAACGAUGAAACAGAUAUUGACAAGGAGAUUGUAGUGACAGGACAACCCAAGUUGAACGGAAAACUUACAAUAGACACAACAUAUCAGUAUAGCCAUCCUCCCAAGCUGAAGAACAGGGAAAAAGAGAGACACAAAGAGAAACUUGCCGGGUUUAGUAUUGAUGACGUUAUUACCCCCAAAACCCGUUCAAACAGAACGUCUAAAAAGACUCCAUUGCACCUGCAUGUUGUGCGGAACAAGGCUUACAAGGAUUUAACAGUGGCAAACAAAGCUCUGAACUCGAAUAUUGAGAAAUUAAGGAAUGUUCUGGAGGCAAUUGAGGAUGUUCCAAGCGAUACCAAAGCAAGUGAAAAAGGAACUGUUAUUGUAAAGAAUAUGCAUCCAAAUGAAUUAUACCAUCAACAACAUUUAAACAAAAAUAAACGUCCAAGUCUGGCGCUUAGUGGAACUCCAGAGGUCCACCAGAACCCUCCUUACUUGCCUCAGACUCCAUCGGACUUGAAGGUGCUCAAGUCGCAAUCAACUGUACAGACAACUGUAACGGAGUUGCCGCACUCUCCGUUCACAACAUCAGCUGCUGACGAAAAAGCGUCUACGCCGAUUCAGAACUCGAGAGCAAAGGCUUCUCCCUUGAAGAACAACAGCGUAAACAAAACGCAGUUGGCAACGGUGGAUGUUAAUCCCCAGGGGGCAAAUACUAUCCCACCAACAAGCACCCCAGGAUUACACGUGAUCCAAGGCACUAGAGACCUACCCAGUGGUAAAGCUGGUAACAACUUGUCUUACGAGGUAUUUGAUCACCUGGCCAGUGAACUUGUUGAUCAUGAUACCACAGGAAACCCAACUCCUGUCACCGCCGGCAAAGGCACAAGAAACACUGUGACUGACUGGAUGAAAAAUCUUAAGCCCCACAACGCUUCAUUACAGGAGACGUUUAAUGAGCUGAAUCCCGUGGAUUCUGCUAAGAUAUGUGAGUCUCAUAAAUUUUAUUAUGCAUAUAAGAGUCGUUUGAGCCUCGACGUUUUUAUUUUUAAUUUCAUCCGAUGAUAUGCUAUUGUUCAGGAAGGGAAAGUGCAAUUUAACUUAAUCUUCGUGAAUCUCCGGUUUUUUCCAUUGGUAAUACGUAUGUUCCUUAUUGUAAUUACGUUUUGCACUAGUGGAAAUAGCUCAUGUGUUUCCAAUUUGGAUUACUCAUCUUAAACUCAUUUCCAUAAAAAAUCAAGGAAACUACACAUAAACAGACAUUUUCUUUCCCUAACACAGUAAAUGCCCGAUAUAUUUAAUCAGGUGGUUAUUAGAGUAACUGCUGUUGUCGCUAUUCUCGUUACCUAUCUCUCCCCCAACAAGUGAGAAGCAAUCAGUAAUGAUACGCUACUGUCUUCUAAUGCUAGUUGAUUACAUCACCUUUUGAUUCCAUCCAAUAUCGUGCCUAGCGAGAGUUUCUACGAUAGUAGACAGGGAUAGUACAACAGCCAUGCUUUGAUUAUGAUGGUAAAAACAUACCCUUUGUUCAUGAACAGUUUACCUUGACAAAUGCGAGGACAAGUUCCCCAAAGCCUGUGAAGACUGGGCGGCCCAACGAUAUUGUUUGACUUUCAGCGAGCUGAUGAAGAGAUAUUGUAGAAAGGCCUGCAAACUAUGCAGUAAGUUAUUAUAAGUUAUAAGAAUCCUUUAUGCCAUAAAAUGGAUACAAGUAGAAGCUCAAAGUGUUCCAGGAACGAAACAGAGGGUGAGCGAAGACAUGCGUUAUUUUUGGUUGGAACGCAAUAUAUUUAUCAUCCUCAUGGGCCGAUUUAAGUGAAAGUGGCGCAGUGAUGUAAACAAGACAACACUGCGUUUGAAAUUUCGCAGAUGACCUAAAUUUUUUUCUUAUGACGGGACUAUGUAAAAAUUUAGUUAGCUACUGUGACUGUGAAGUGUAGGUCGCAGUUUGAUGCUUGACUCUGGUGUUGACUUUGACCAAAGAGAACUGGACAAUUUCACAGAACGCAAACAUGUUCUUUGUUAACACAUCUGUGAAUAACCUACUGUGAAUAGCCUACUGUGAAUAACCUACUGUGAAUAACCUACUGUGAAUAACCUACUGUGAAUAACCUAUUGUGAAUAACCUCCUGUGAAUAACCUAUUGUGAAUAACCUCCUGUGAAUAACCUACUGUGUUUACCUCAUAAGGUGAACUUUGAGGAAAAAUUCUCGUUAUGUUAUUUUCAGAUCACGUGUUAGCAACGGGUUUCACAACCUGUGAUAAAACAUGCGGCGGAGGAAUCAGACUGCGCAUGAUCAAAGUGAACAACCGACAAGUGUUGCAGCGAAGGUCGUGCAAUGUGCAAAACUGUCCGGGUAAGGAAGCGGCCAUUUUUUUACGUUUGUAGAAAAAACAUUUGAUCCAGCCCUUUACAGACAAAAAAAAUCGUCUACAAGCGAUAGAAAAAUCUGCCGUUUUGCCAGAGCAUUGCCUCACAAAUUCGUUGAGAGAUCAGUGCUAAUCAUUUCAGGUUUAAAUUUAGGUCAUAAGAGUCUGCUUGAACGCAAAUUUAUCACUUUAAAUUAUCGAUCCCAGGCAACUAUUUUUUUUCAUCUUACAGUUAAUGGAGGUUACACACCUUACUCAGACUGGUCCGAAUGUAGCGUGACAUGUGGUGAAGGAGUACGUUACAGACACAGGUCAUGCACAAGUCCUAAACCUCAGUUCGGUGGACGUGACUGUAGUCAUCUCGGAGCACCAGUUGACACUAUGCCGUGUGUUAAGGGAUGUAAAGGUAAGUAGUUCUGUACCAGUCUCUUUCAACUUAGCAAUAAUAAUGUAGUUAAAUCAACUCUAACGCAGUUGGAUGACGUCAGGGAGGGGAUGACACUUGAAAACUCAUUUUACAUUAACCAAACCUUUCUGUCCCACAUGGCAGAAAGCUUUUGGACGUUUUCUGCAAAAGAAUGCGCGAACUGAAUGUACCCUUUUGGUUGACCAGUACUCCCCACCCCUCCGACCUUACAGUGUCAAACUGACUUGUCCUUGAAACUUAAGCUCAGCAUUAGAGAGUAUUUUGUGAUAAUUUCAAGUUAUUAAGAGAUUUAACUGAAUGUGACUUCAUAAACUGAUCGGCUCUUGCAAUUUCCAGACCACUACUUAGCAAAAUAAUAAAUGCAAUAUAAAUCAGUUAAUGACCAUAUGCAUUGAAUGAAACUGUAAUAGCUAUGAUUUUUAUAUUAUUAAACAAAAGUGUUCAUUUCUAUAUUGUUAUACCUUCACUAGGAUUUAAGCCAAGCAAAUACCAUUCCUCUCUAAAUUCAGGUGCGUUACGUUUCACACACAUCUUCAUAAAAAAAAAAAAUAUUGAAGCUCAACGAAAACUUAACGUUAGACCAGCUUUCCCUUUUGUUAUGAACAAGUACACCUAUCACCUUUGAAAACGAGCUGUUAAAAGUUAAGACGAACGGGGUUUGAUGUACUGAUCGGCGCACGUAGUAAAUUCAUCUCACCCCAAUUUACGUAACUAGAGUGUUGCUAAUUUUAGGACAGUUUGCUCGACCAGAAAACCCCUCUUUUGAUCGUUACCGAAAUGCUUUAACGUUAACCUUUCUUGGAAUUUCUCAUUUAAUAAUUGUUUAAGAUCUGACGUGCAUCACUAUUCAGUGAAAGACAACGUUACAAUCCUCGCGCGUUAUGCUUUUUACUAAAGGAAAUCUUUAUUCUUUUCUAGGACUCAAGAAAAGCAAACAUCAUACUGACCGUCUAAGUAUGCUCUGAUUCUUAAAUCUUCUUGUUAAUUUUCACAAACGCACUUGACAACAUGCAUGAACACUGUCAACAGGCCCUGAGGAGUUUCCUGAAUACCACGCAGAAGAAGCAAAUCCGAAGGCUUCAGACCCUGGUAGGUGAUUGGUUUUGACUAAACUUUCCAAGUAAUAAGCCUAACUGCUUCUGUUCAUGUAGGCCUGAUGGGACCAAUUUCGUAUUUUCGUGCACAACUAACUUCCGUAAAUGAAGUGUCUCGCUUUAAAUGCAGUAACCUUUAAACUUUCUCACACUUGAAGUUCAUUUAAGGGAAAAACGAUCGUACCAUAUUAAGGCAGUUAACUAAAGAGCGAGUGUAAUCACACAAUGGCAAUAUUUUGACAUUUUUGGGAACAUAGAGUAUGGAAGAUUAAGGACAAAGAAAAAACUGUUAACCUAGCCUGUUGCUGUUGGGAAAUUAGUUUUACUCAUUGCAAAUAGACUUCCUCUAUAUGUUAGACAAAGGAACGUCUACGAGUGUCAUAAAAUAAUUUUCAGUUUUCACCAUUUCGGUAACAAAAGGCAAACGAACGUUAAGCUAUGAGCGCAUGUUAAUUAAAGAAUAUGUAUACUGUACACCUCGUGCAUGCAACACCAAGUGGGCGAAAAAGAGGCCGACUUGGAAAACGAAGGGGACGAAGAGGAAGACUCUGCAAGUACAAACGAACCUUCCAAUAACCAAGGUAACAAGUUCUCUCAGAUAAAAUUUUAUCUCGUAAAUUUGAAAUGCGUGAAGAGAUAGGACGACUUAGAUCACCAAUUCAUCGUAUAUAGUCAUGGAGUGAGAGAAAUUUGUAGCGGCUACAGAGGCCUACACUGAUGAAUAAACAAAAGAAGGCCCUUUUUUAGGAGUCCUCCCCUUGUAUAAGCCUUUAAGGAGGUAUUUGUAAAUUCCUUAAUUUCUUGAAAUUUUUACUUCUUUCGGCCUUCGUCAUAGGCUGUAGGCCAUACAUUUGAAGAUCCAAUGUCAGUAGAGUAUAAUACCUUAAAUCAAGUUAUAUUUAUCUGGGCUUACGAUCAUCGGAAAAAGUUAUUACGCGACGGGUUGUUAUGGAAUAAUGCAAAGUGAUAUUUCGCCAUGUAAAGGAAGCCCUGUCAAGCCUUUUUCUGCUUUUUUGUCCGAAAUUGAAAUCAUUUUAUACUUCAAGCAUAUUUACUCACUAGUUUUUCAAAGCUUGUGAAUUAGUUAUGACAAUUUUUCAUGGCAGAUUACGGUCAUGAGUUUGAAUGGCCCAACAAGCACCACCGUCACAAACCAGUUGUCCUAAAACAGGUGCACAAAAACGUCUACAAACACCGAGAUGACUAUGGUAACAAUCAUUAUCUAAACGUCGGUAAGUUGUAACACAAAUGCUAGCUAAAUACAAUUUUACUGCCGUGCCGGUAUUCUACGAUUUUCUCUAUAGCGGAUACAUUUGGUUUGAUUUAAAGACAAUUUCUUAUAGGCACAACCGGACAAAAUUAGAUUUCUCUGAUCCGGUCUUCUUUCUGUCACCAACACUGCACCAAUCAUUAGCACCGCCAUGGUAAUCAUCUAUCCACGGCAUCUUUCUGGGAGAAAAUCCAAGUUACAAAAGGUUAAAAUAGAAUAAACGUUCACUGAAUCUCUGGUUCUUCCAUCUCUGAGAAAGCAACGUUUUUCUCGGUCGAAUGUAAACAAACAACAUAAGUAGGCGAAAGUGUCUGCGUCAGUUUCUGAUGUCAAGGUUAGAGUCUUGUGAUGUGAUCGGCUGAUAAAGGAAAAUCACACGCGCCACGCAUGAAUACAAAAUGAAGUGCAAAGGGGAAGAGGAAGAGAAAAGUUGUUAUUUAUAACAUAGCUAGUAAAUUUGUGUAAUCAAUUCAAUUGCGCGAGCGUGCUUCAUAUUCCUAUUGUGCACGCUCAUGACGUCAGCAAACAAAUCCCUCGAGAAAAAACAAAUUUUCUAUCGGGUUGAAAAUGUUAUAAAACAAUUGGUUCAUACGUCAGCUGUGCGUUCAUCGAGAUAUGAAGCACUUGGGAAGUUUGGAGAGCACUCAAGAAGCUAGAGGCUACGCCUCGAGCAACUCUUACGCAUCUUUCGUGCUCUCCAAACUUCCCGCGUGCUUCAUAUCUCGAUGAACGCACACUGACGUAUGAAUCAAUUGUUAAAUGAAGUGCAAAAGGGAAGAGGAAGAGAAAAAUUGUUAUUUGAAAUAUAAAACCUAAAAAAACUUAACAAUGACGAUGACGAUAACAUAAUCGGCACCAUGACAAUGAUAACGACAACGAUACCAAUUUAAUGAUUGUCAAUGUCAGUGUUCCUGUAGCAAAAAUUCAUCGCCCUCCUUGUAACAAACAAAAUUUCACCUAAAGGGAAGUAAGAUAACGAUUUCACGGUUAUCAGACUUCCUGUUUGUAAAAAAUUCAUUCUCGAAAAAAGAGGCUAAAGUUCAAACUCCGUAGAAAAUAUGUAUUAAACUUGUAAAGGAACAUCAGCAUUUAGCCAAAACAAAAAUUCCGAAACUUUUUAAAAUUCCAAACAAAGUGUAACAAACUUGCGCGAACGAAAGCUCAAAACAAAGAAAAAUUACGCUUUGCAAUGUCAAGGUCAGAGUUCUUUGACGUGAUUGGCUAAUUUGUGUAUUCACGCGUAGCUCGCGUAAAUACGAAGAAAAUACAAAGAGGGACGGGAAAAGAUAAAUUUAAAAACGAAAGAGAAUUUGUACUAUGUUUUUUUUUUUUUAAGAUGAGGAGCAGAGUCCAUAUGAUCAACUUCAAACUCACGUGGUGCGAUACCAAGGCCGCCAAGGUCAGAAGCUUCAGACGCUACCCCUCUCUCUAUAAAAGAUGUUUUUUAAUGCAAACUUGCCCACAGCCAUUAGUCUCGUUUGUACCAUAAUAUUAUUUAUAAAGUAAUAUGGCUGGACGGACUUUAACAGUCAGCUGCAGAACCAUCUAGCAGGCCAAUACAAUGCCUAUACAAGGCCAAUUUAGUUUGGCCUUGACUUCAUAGCCGACGGUACUCUUCGUCAUUUAGUGCAAUAAGUCAAUUGAAGUCCAUUCUUAAGAUAAACAUUACGUACCGAUUUUGCAGAGUCAAGAAGACUGAUAAUUUCAGCUCAGUGACAUCUUUUAGACUACUAGAAAUACCUCUUACCAACCUUUGAUGUUCUUUCAGUGGCAAAAAUGCAGUGCAGUCCCUCAAGGCUGCUUAAUUUCCAAAAACAUCCUUCUAAUAGUCCCAUGGCGUUUAAAAGAUCUAAUCCGUACAAGCUCUUUGACGCUGGUGGGAUUGUUUAUGAUAAAGAUGGUGUACCCAGUGACACUACCACGAAUGUCGUUCAAGCUUUUGACUCGUAAGUUAUUUCAACUGAUUUAAUUAUGCGAGUGAUUAAACUUGUUCUUCUUAGUUAUGGGAAAUCGAGCUCUCCCCAACCAAAGGGGAUGCCAACAGGGAUUCCUCCCAAGUGAUAUUUGUAUCUUAGGAAUUAGCCCUUACAUCUCUUAAAACUAUUCAAUUUUUGCAAUCAAGUGAUAAAAUUAGUUGAGACAAGACAUCCAUGUAUCCACUUAAGAUCAAGUAUUGACUGGAUGAAAUUUAAAUUGAAAUGCAGAUCAUACAACACCCCAUUCCCCCACUGUACAAUCACGAAAAACAAAGUAAAGCAUUGCACAGGGGAAUUAGCAAAUUAUUAGGGAUAAUUCAUUCGCUAUUCUAGCAUAUUUAUUGUGAUUUUAAUGAUAAUGUCUGAAAAAUUGUGUCGCCGAUUGAAGCAUCGUUAUUAUGGACUAGACAUGAAUGUGAUCAGUUUGUAACUGAUGUUUAACAGGGAUUUAGGGCAUGGAAAAAACAUACUGAAAAGGCAAUCUUUUGUCAAAUAGUUAUGGUCGUGAAUUGAAUAAAUUUUUUUUUAUAGAUGACUGGAAAUGGAAGGUUUGCUCAAAUUUUGUGGAUUGUGUAGCACUAGUAAAAAAUCUAAAAUCGUUUCCUUUCCUUCGUAGACCUUACAAAAUAAUUCUUCAAAAAGGCAAAAACAACCAAAUGAAAGUGUUAGAGCAGUGCAUUGAGUCAGGUAGGCCAGAUGUUAUCUAUUUUCAGGCAGCAAGAAGUUAAAAAUAACUUCAGAAUUUUUGAUAGCAUUCUUAGGUUUGGAGACGAACACAAGAUAAAGAACGAAACCAACAAAUAUACGAAUGACUUCAACGUUAAGUAAUAUCUUGAGUCUCCAGUAUAAAACGAGACACCUGAUAGGAUUCAUUUAUUUGUUUUUUCAUGUGAUUUUGUAGUUUCACAGUCUAUUCGCAGUUUCCGGGGCUAUCCGCCUCAAUUUUCAUCCGAGAAGCUGUGUGUGCUUGUUCCUCUGUUUUGCCUGAGCUCAUUUGUAUGAAUGUUCAAUUCUGGUCGGCUGAUAUUUUCAAAGUGAAAGCUUUCAACUAUAAGCGAAAUUCACACGAUGCAUUGUUAAUAAGUUCUUGAUAUAGCACGUUGUUCCUUUUUUACAGAUGCCUCUGUGAACCCUGAGGCGGAUUUAAAGCUUGGUGAGCAGGGUCUUGGUAAGAAAGGCAAUGAAUUCCUUUUUGUGCUUCGUGUGAUUUCAUUGAAGAUGUUAUAGAAGCCUCACAGAAAAUAGCCUUGCGAAUUAUGUUACCUCAUCAUCUGUCAUUAUUAUUAUUAUUAUUAUUAUCAUUAUUAUUAUACUGAAUCAGAAUGUAUUUCCUAAUAGCCAUGGCAAGUGAACAGCGGUCACUCCCGACAACUUCCGCUUCUACACCAGCAGCGAAUAGUCUGGCAUCCAAUCGCUUCGCAGAGAAUGGUUAGUGGGACAGUCAACACAAGAUUAGACUCCUUCCAAAAGAUCCUCAUAGACGCACGUGAUCAUCACACAAGAAGAGCAUUAUAGAAUCGAUCCAGAAUAAUCAGAAACUCACGUCACUUUCUCAAUUAAUCAGGUUCCACAUUAUAACUAACCACGACUUAGUCACUCGCGUUUUCACAUGCUCCAGGCAGCUUGCUUGUUUUUCCUGUAAGUUCUCGGCUCCUUUGUGUUGAGUAAGGUGCCGUUGAAAACGCAAUGGAAAACUGGUAAAUGACCAGCAGCGAGAGACAACGUGAUUGAUUAUGCGGAUAUUGGUUUGAAUUUUGCCUCUGAUUGGUCAAGAAGAGAGCAUAAGUUUUCUAAACCAAUUCAAUGAGGUAAAAUUGAUGCUAUGUGGAUUAAAUCCGACACUAACAGUAUUGUUGCAAGAACAACCUUUCUCAAAAAGUUUCUGCUGCCGCUAAUUUUCCACACUCAUCACGACUCACAAUUGUUUGGCGUAUUCUAUAAUUUGUUUGUUUGUUUUUUUGUAAAUCAAAUUCAAGGUCUAUAUGAGUACAAGUACCAAGACAUAGGAGAAGGUGUCGAUGAGAACAGAAUAGGUGAGCUAAAUCGAAAAAAUAUUAUCUUGCAAUGAACUUUUUUAAACAAGUUCACUGUUUAUCCCUUAAGAAAUUUCGUGAAUAAUUUGCUUUUUAUGAAGGACUGACUAAGUUGCAAUCCUAUUUUUAAUCUACUUUAUCAUGCACUAUUACACAUUACUCUGUUAACGAUUAAUUAGAUAAUGACGUCAGUGAUCAGCUGACCAGGGCAAUCAAGAACGAGGAGGCAGAAAUCAGUCAGAAAUCUUUAAGGAGUCAAGGUACUAAUUUGGAGCUAAUUGCAAUGUAACAUAUAUAUGCGCAUGCAUUUAUAUAGUAUUGUGUCCGACUACGUUCUAACGAAUAACUAAUAAGAUGGCGUCUUGACGGAGAGUGAUUCUCCUUAAAAGGCAAUAUUCUAAAGGGAAGCUCUCUGAAGUUAUUUUUCCAUCACUCCCGAUUUCAGUCAACCCAGAAAUAUUCAGAGAUAACCAAUUUAUUGUUGCAAAUGACGGGCUCACUUUAAACUUUUCCAAUAAUAACAAUACAACAAUAUAACAACGUUUUGAGAUACUAACAAAACUGAAGAUAGGAUUAUUAGCUUUCUUGACUUUUUGGUCAAGUUACAAAGCCAUGUAUCCUCACAAGUCAUAUUGACUCAACAGGCACAUGAUUCAUGAUUUCCUUGAACCGGGAAAUAAGGCGAGAACCUCGUGUCGUACAGUUUACUAUUUGAGUCCCUGCUGUAUUAAGCUAUUUAUUUUACAGAUCCUAAGCCCACCCUUAAAGAGGAACUGUUUGCUGAGAAAGAGGAAGCCUGGAGAGAGAAGAAAUACGAAGAUUCCCUUGCCAGACGGGCUAAGGUGAUGUCUUAAUGAGAACAUAACGUGGCUAUGGUAAGAAACUUUCCAGUGUGAUUUGAUGUGCACUCGCGUGGUGUUAACUGUAUGUCUUAUUUUCAGGAGGUUAAUUGAGAUCACAGCAGGGAUCCUCAGCUUACACAUUUGACGAAGAUUUCCUGCAACAUAGACGGUUGGAGCUCUACUGACCCUCAUUUAUGGAGUCAACCUAUGUAAUUUUAAAUACUAGAGAAGAAUUUCUAUAAGCAGAAAAAUUACACGCUCAUUUAAGUUAAAUUUACAAAUUUGAUUUCUCCUGAAUGAUUCUAAACACGUUGAGUAGAUAACAUAAUCAUAUUUCCUGAUUGUUUCUUUAAAAUGGCGGGAGGCAUGUCACCCGAAAGAAACAAUUGAAAUGUUUCUGCAGUCGCCAUAAUAUUAGAUAGGACGUUGCGUGGACGACUGAAAUUAGUCAGUUGAUGAAUGGGAACCGCUAACAUGCACUGAUUAAUGAGAAAAAACAGUACCCACCCUUUGUAAAUUCAAUUUAAGUGGAAAUAGGUCUCAAAACACUUUCGAGUCAACUUUCACGCAUAGUGUCCAGACUCAGAGAAAAAAAAUAAGAAGCAUAGUCUCCUAAUUAAUGUGAAAUAAGAAUAUGAAGAGAAAAACAAAUACAAUUUAUUUACGAAAGUGUCUCUACUCAUACAAAAUACUAAAAAUAACUGUAGAGGGAAAUAAGAGAAUUUACUUAAGGAUUGAUAACUAGUUUAUAAUAAAUAAACUAUUCAUAUGACCGAUAACAAGAUAUAGUUAAUUUUCCGGAACAUUAAAACAGUAUUGUCUACGUAGGUGUACCAUUGUUUCUAGAUAAAUGCACUCAUUAACAUUGUUCAUCAGUAAAAUUAUUUUCAA